AUGUUAGUUUUAUUUGGUCAGCCAGAAAAUUGGCACGAGCAGGACUUUCGUGCAGUCGAUGAUCGAGUCCGUGGAGGAUCCUCUAUUAGCCAUUUAACAGUCGAGAAAGGUAAUGAUAGUGAUUCUUAUGCGAGAUUUUGGGGUACUCUGGAUACAAAAACUCUUGGGGGCGCUGGGUUUGCUAGUCAGGCAACGAACAUUCCUAACCGUAAAUGGAAUUUGAGAGAGUUUGAUGGUAUAGAGAUUAAUAUUGCGAAGAGCGACAAUUUCAAAUAUACUUUUAUUAUCAAAGAUGAUCAUCAAAAAAGGGGCGAUCAUGAACGCUCCACUUUAUCCUAUGAAUAUGACUUUAGCCCAUCCUUUUCCAAAGAGGACCAAAGUAUUUACAUUCCAUUUUCUGAGUUUCGACCUACCUAUAGGGGUCGUCCAGUUGAGGGGGCUCCUCCCUUGGAUACUAGCGAAAUCGUCCAGUUUUCAUUUAUGAAUCGAAGCUUUUUCAAUUCACAAAAUGGUGACUUUGAGUUACUUUUGACUAGCGUUCGUGCUAAACCAAAAUAUGCUUUUCAACAGGCUGAUUUAUCUGAAAAAGAACCAUACGCCGUUGAAGAGGAAUCUGAGAAAGGUUUGCUUUCGUACUGCUUAUGUCAGUGA
Schizosaccharomyces osmophilus is the source of this 651-nucleotide messenger RNA. RefSeq names its product mitochondrial protein complex assembly protein. Bases 1 to 651 code for a protein of 216 amino acids. The transcript has a single exon. Gene Ontology annotation, biological process: NADH dehydrogenase complex assembly. The record is from RefSeq and is a predicted model, not a curated record. Lineage: Eukaryota; Fungi; Ascomycota; Schizosaccharomycetes; Schizosaccharomycetales; Schizosaccharomycetaceae.